UGGGGGGCCUCUGCAGAGCGAGGGUCCGGGUUUUGGGGGUGUUGACACAGUGUCUUCUUAAUCUUGAGCCUACCAUGGCAGUCCAGUUCUUGACAUGCCCUAAGUCAUGUCCCAUGUACCCUCAGGAAAUAAUACCUUCUUCCAGCCCUAUAGGACUCUUCCCCCGCAAGAAAAACAUGAUUGACAUAAGGUAGAACGCGGUAGAAGCCAAUGUGCUUUCAGUCCCACCUCUGACAUUUAACCAUCUGUGUGGUCUUGGGCACAUCACUUUUUUGGCUUCCGUUUCCAAACUUGCAAACUGAGAAUAAAUAAUACAGUUGUAAUAAAUGAUAUUAAACACAAGUCCAUAUAGGUGGCACUGAGUGCCAGAGGUCAACUGAGUAUCCACAACCAAACUGGCUGCUGUUGGGUUUCCAAAAGGCCAAGUUUCUUUGUCACCCUAGGCCUUACAGUGUGUCAAGUGUUUGAGGGGAUGAGGGUCCGGAGUAGUUAAAGGAUCGAACUGCAGAAAUCAUGUCUGCUUUUAAAAUACUUUUGGCUUAUGGUAAAACAAGUACCAUAUUUUUAAUUUUUAAUAGCUAGGUAUUAUAUUGCUGUUAUUAUUUGCUGUUAUAUGCUGAUUCUACAAUUGUGUAUUAAUAGUUUAGUUUUUGUUCUUCAAGCAUCUCGAGAUCUGAACAAAUAGCUUUGUUUAUUUAUUAGUCACUUUUGUUAAUUCUGUACACACAACAGAAAGAUGAAUAUAUAAAAUAAAUAACCAUCUGCUGGGCUGCAUUCUCUCUGAAGCCACUGCUCUCCCUCUCUCCAUCCUCUAGCUUAGCAGUUCUCAAUUUAUGACUACUUUGGUAAUGACUUCUAAAAUUUCCACAAAGAAUAAAUAUGUCCUAAAGGUUGUUCUGUAAAAUCAGUUCUGAUCAACUCAGGAAGCUUGUAAGUAAUUUUAAGAAUAGGUUGGUUAAUUCAGGAUAAUUACUUAAAAAGGAAAAAAAUGGGAAAAUGUGAAGACUGCCGAGAAAGCCCCAGCAGAGUGAACCCAAUGGGUUCUAAGUUUAGGGGAUGGGGGGCAAAAGAAAGAUGAAGUCCACUUUUUUCUCUGCAUGUUACUGUGACUGUGGUCUGUAUUCUGUUCUUGUAGAAGAGAAAAAUAAGGCUCAGUGUGGCUAGUGGUUAAUUGAUUUUCCAUGUCCUGGGGCCAGUAAGAUUUAAGAAGUGAUAUUUCAUGGGUCAUAAUCAUUUAGUUUGAUGGGCUAUCUCUGGCCAUCUAAGAAUGGUUAAGUUUUGUUUAGUCUACUUGUUCUGAGAUUAGAUAGUGAAGAAGAAUUAGAAACAUUUUUAAGAGUUUUCUAAAUUAUUUUUGGUACCUGAAGGGACAGUUUUAAAAAAUAACUUACAUGUAGAGCAAUUCAUUAGAGCAUCACGGGCAAAUGAUGUGUUAUAUUUAUAUAUGGCCACUUCUCCUUGAACUUCUCCUCAUGCUGUUCUAGCACUCUAUUCUUUGUUGCUGUUCUAGCAUUCUCAUUCUUUUGUUACGUUCAUGUGUUCAUCAUCCGUGAAAGCAAUUUUUAAUUGAUUUCUUCAAAAUAUUUUCUGAGAAAAUAUAUUGACAUUUCAUUUUUAGCUCUGUGUUCUAGUUUACUUCAUUGUUGCUGUGGUAAAAUACUGACCAAAAGCAACUUGGGAGGAAAGGGUUCAUUUUUACUUACAGGUUACAGAUUCAAGGCAGAAACUGAAGCACAGACCACAGAGGAAUGUUACUUAAUACUUUGCUCUCCUUGGCUAGUUUAGCUUUCUUUCCUAUAUGACCUGGACCACCUGCCCAGGGUGGCAAUGCUCACAGUAGGCUGGUUGUGCCUAAUUCAGUCAUUAAUAAUAAUUUUUAAAAAAUGCCCCAUAAACAUGCCCAAAGACCAGGCCGAUAGUUCCUCAGUUGAGAUUCCCUCUUCCAUGUGACUAAUUUGUUUGAAAUUGACAAAAACCAACCAACACAAUUGAUACCCUGUCAACUUGACACACAGAUAUACUACUAUUAAGCCAUAACCUUUCCUUUCUUGUUUAUCCCCAAGAUCUUUUGUUAACAUUGCUAUAUAAAACAUAAUAUAAUUUUAAAACCCCAUAGUCUUUAAAAGUCUAAACAUUUUAAAAUACAAGGUUACUUUAAAAUCCAAACAAUUUAUAUACUUUCUUAUUCCAAGCUCACAGAAACAAUCAGAUCAGAAACCAAACUCCAUCAGUAUAAAUAACUCAUUGUACUCAGUGUCUGGUAUCUGGGACUCAUUGGUGAUCUGAGCUUCAAAGGACUUGCAUAGCCAAACCUCUCCAGUUCUGCCAUGGGAAGCUUAUCUUAGGUCAACUCUAUACCACACAUACUGCUGUCCUUGGUGGUCAUCCCAUGGUCCUAGCAUCUUUAAUAUGCUGGGAUCUCAAAUUCAUUUGAGGCUGCACUUUAACCAUUUUCUUUCCAUGUCUUUCAAUCCUGGUGUCUCUGUGUGACUGAGGCUGCACUUUCUCCAAUGACUUCUCCUGGGCUUUCUUUAGGAACUCUGACCUUGACUAAUGAUACCAAGCUUCAGUUUCUAUUCGUGGCUCCUUCAGUUCUGGGGCCUCCACUACAACUGAGGCUGCUCUGUCACCAGUGGCCUCCUGGCCUCUCUUCAGAGACUCCAAUCCUGCCACAUGGUGCCAAGAUUGACCCCUUUACUCCUUCAAAAAGGAAAACUCUAACAACAAAUUACUAAGUUCAUCUGCCAGCUUAAGAUGUAGUCUUGGUCCCCCUGGACAAUUCCACAUCAGCAACGGUGGUCUCUUCUUAAUCACAGCUAUUUUUUCGGCCUCAGCUGGCCAGCAUCCAUUGUCCCCAUAAAACACAGAUUUUAUUUCAGUGGUUCUGGUCUCCCGCUAAUCACUACUGACUCUUCAGCCCCAGCUUACCAGAAGCCACAGAUUCUUAUUCAAGUUAGCUUCUCUGAAUCAUAAAUGUCAUUCCACCUCUCACUCCCACCCCCAUCAUUUUGAUAGGUUUAUUUAGAAAUCUAUUUUCCUACUUUGCUCAUUUUUACUUACCUGUUUCAAAAAUAUAUUUUUUUCCACAGUGGAGUCAAACAAUAUGCAACUAUUUCUUUGAUAAGUUUUGACUAGUUUCCAGAAUACUGAGAGACAGAAGGCAUCAUUCCUACAUGUACUUUGUGUUCCUUGCUGAGUAUUUCAUGGAAUAUUUUUUAAUUGAUUUUUUUAGUAGAAUCUGGAUGCUAUUGUUUGAGGUCAAUGAAUUUUGUUUUUCAGGGAUUCAUGUUUAGCAAAACAAAUAAAAGCCUGUGGAAUUCUAUGGUUCCUCUCCAGAGAGACUGAUUUUUAAAAAAACAUUUCCUGAAUGGUCCAGGUGCCAUGAUCUUUAUUUUUUAAAGCCAUUGUCCCCAAGCAUCCAUCUCUCAACACACUUGUUGAUCAAAAUGGAACAUAGUUCUGUGGUUAUAGCUACAUCAGCAGCUCCAUGAAUACCCUUGACAAUUUAAAAAACUUAAGACUACUGAACUUUAAGUAUUUACUUAAACUUGUAUAGAAUUGUGUCUAGAUGAUAAUUAAAAUUAACCAUCACAGAUCUCCAUUUUUACCACACAUUAGCUUUAUUUAUUUAUCAUUUAAGAUGUAGUUAAUAAUUGUAGUUGAUGAAAGACAAAAUUUUUGCUUUAUAAUUUGUCUAUGUACACUCACAUAGCCAGAAAGCUACAUGAGAACGCACUUAAAAUACUGAUGCCACCAAAGUGGUUCUCAUUUUAUCAAGUAUUUCCUAAGAAUGGAAGAUCCCUAUCCUUUCAUUCUGGUUUUAAGUUUUACUUCUAAAUAUAGAAACCAUUUUCUUUUAAUCCCUCAGAAAAGUCAGUUCAGGGACAGAUAAGUGAAAAGCAGUAGCCUAUUAUAUUCAUUGAGAGUACUAAGUCUUUCAUACUUUCCAGGCUUGCUUAGUACUCCAAGGCUUGUAGGCAUUUAGGAUUCAACUAUAAAUAGGACAUUCUUUCUUGAGAUUCCAGCCUGUGGAGAGAUAAAUAUUUGAAUACAUGAAUGAGUAAAAGAUAAAUGCUAAUUCCCCAUCGAAGGGCUGUGACAGUUACAAACCAAACAGAUCCACAGAUGUCUUUGCUGUGACUUCCCAGAGCACAUUCCUCAUUAGCCUGUGUUGGCUUUUCAUGUGUUCUGUGUAUUUGCGCUUUUUCUGGACUGUAAAUAUCCCCGUGUAUCCUCUGCAGUUUGGUGUAGUGACAGAUGUUGCACAACUCAGCAGCCAGAGAUCCAGGGAGAGUGGUGCAGGCUCUCUGGACUACUGUUCCUUUUGAAUUUUAGCUACUAAAUAUUUAUCUCUGUAUUGUGUAUAGAAACAUCAGACAAAAUUUAAUGUAGUUUUUGCAGGUGUCCUGGGAGGUUUCUGAAUUGCUAAUCAAAUAUUAUGAAUAGUUUCAACCUAUCAUUUCAACAUGUACCUAAACUAUAGAAAAGUUCUUGAGCAUAAUGUAUUUUAAUAUGGAAAUCUAAAUCAUAAAUAUUUGAAAGAAAUGUAGAAAACCUUAAAUGUGACCUUUGAUCUUGCAUGAACAACAACAAAAGAGACACAUGAGCAUUUCUAUUUAGUUAUGAGAACUUAGCCUCUUGUUGCUGAUGUGUUAAUUCAUCUCUUUAAAUGGGGCAAUUUUGGAGGAAUUCAUGUAUGAACAGUCACAUUUUUAAAGUGACAUCUUCAGGGCUAAAUGAAAAGAUUUUUUGCUCAUGUUCAGAAGUACUUUUAAUUAUUAUUAUCAGCAAAGAAUAAUCUAGACCAAGCUGGGAAUGGAAUAAAGAAAUACACCACAAAGGACUACUUUCAAAAUAAUGUCUGGCCUGCUCUGCAGCUGUUGUUGCAAAACACAUUCAAAGGUGCGUUGAGUUUGUACAGUUCUAAGUGUACAACAGUGUCUUGUUGCCUAGGCCUGAUGGAACUAAUACAAAACCCGCAGUUUGCACAUUUGUUUUCCAGUCCUAUGGGUGAUUAUUGAAGGACUACUAUAAUACUUCCAGAAACAGAUCAGUGAAGAUAUCUACACUUGGGGCUAGAGAGAUUGCUCAGUGGUUAAGAGCUUACUGUCCUUGCAGAGGACCCAUGUUUAGUUCUAAAACCCAUGCAAGGUUGCUCACAACUGUUGGGUAACUCCAGGUCAGGGGACUCUGAUCUCUGUGUCUCCAACCCCUAGGACUCACAUGCACAUACCCACUCACAGACGCAUAAUUAAAAAUAAUCUUAAAAAAGAUUUUUGCACACAUAUGUAAUAUUAAUAGCAAACCCUUUGAAAGUGUGUAUGGAAAGUUGAAAUUGAUAAAUUACUAUGCAGUGCAAUUUUGAUACUAUUUUGAGUCACUAGAAUAGUGAGUAGCAUAUAUAUAUUUUAAGAUGAGGUUCACUAUGUAGCCCCAACUGGCUUAGAACUUGUUGGGUAAACCAGAUUGGUCUUAGACUCACAGAUAUCUGCUUACUUCUGCCUCUCAAGUGCUAAGAUUAAAGCCAUGCUAAACCAUGCCCAGGUAGCAGUUAAGAUUUUGAUAUUGUCUUUGAAAUGUUUUGUAUAUGAUUGGGGUCUUUAUAUCACAGGGUAACAAGAGGGAAAAAAUUACUGAAAUGAUAAGUUUAAUAACAUAUGUUCCCUAGCUUUCAGCAUCUGUGGAAACGUUGUUGCUGAAGCGCCUUAUAAAAGAGAGUUACUGAGUUGAUGGAGACACCUACUAGCGAUGAAAGUCAUCCCAGGGGACUCUUUUCAUAUCUCACACAGGAGAGAGGACCUGUUCCACAGUGUGCCAGUGAGAAUCACCUCAGCAGCCUCAAGAAAGACAUCUUAAAUGAAAAGACGGAGUUGGAGGCAGCGCUUAAGGAAGCUGAGUCGGCAUCCUGUUCAGUAGAAUUACUUUUGCCGUUAUUUAAGAACACCGUGGAAGGAAUUAGUUUAGAAAACGUUAAUCUUUCUGCAUCCAAUUUGAAGAAGAUUUUUGAACAGAAGGAAAUAUUAUCAAAAGAAUUAGACACUUUUAACCGUGUGAAAUUAGCCUUAGAACAACUUAUUAAACAGACACACUACGAACAAACAGGAGAGAACUCGCCCAGCUUGUUGAAGGACCUCAGUGACAAUGAAAGUGACAAUAGUACUCUUAAGAAGAAGGUACUUGAAAAAGAGACCUAUAUCCAAGAACUUCUGUGUCUGUUUCAGAAUGAAAAGGAAAGUGCUUUGAAAGCAAACCGGUUUUCUCAGUCAGUCAAAGUGGUACAUGAUCGUCUACACCUCCAAAUUCAGAAAAGGGAAGCUGAGAAUGAUAAGCUAAAAGAACAUAACUUGGAAACCCAAAUAGCCAAGUGGAACUUGCAGGUGAAAUUGAAUAAGCAGGAGGCUGUAGCCAUCAAAGAAGCAAGUAGGCAGAAAGGUGUGGCUCUGAAAAAAGCAUCCAAAGUUUACAGACAACGGCUGAAACACUUUACGGGGGAUAUUGAACACCUCACUUCCCAGAUUAGAGCUCAGGAAGCCAAGUUGUCCGAAACAGUUUCAGCUUCCAAUGCCUGGAAAAGUCAUUAUGAGAACAUCGUAAUAGAAAAAACUGAACUGGAAGUUCAGAUUGAAACAAUGAGAAAGCAAAUCGUUAAUCUUUUGGAAGAUUUGAAGAAAAUGGAAACUCAUGGAAAAAAUUCAUGUGAAGAAAUUCUUAGAAAACUUCACUCACUUGAAGAUGAAAAUGAAGCCCUAAAUAUUGAGAAUGUGAAAUUAAAGAGUACGCUUGAUGCUUUGAAGGAUGAAGUUGUUUCUGUUGAAAAUGAACUCGUAGAAUUACAAGAAAUAGAAAAACGACAGAAAACUCUUAUUGACGUAUAUAAAACUCAGGUACAAAAGUUGCAAGAAGCAGCUGAAAUGGUAAAAAGCAGAUGUAAAAAUUUGCUACACGAAAAUAACCUAAUAAUAAAAAACAAAAACAAGAAGUUAGAGAAGAUGAGAGGCCAGGUGGAGUCUCACUUGAAGCAGGUAGAGCGAGCCCGCCACUCCUUCACGUCAGCCAAGCAGAGACUUCAGGAAUGUCAGGAGAACCUGCAGCGCUGCAAGGACAAGUGUGCAGAGCAGGCGCACACCAUUAGGGAGCUUCAGGGCCAGAUUGAUGGAAACCAUAGCCUUCUAAACAAGCUUUCUCUUGAGGAGGAGAAUUACCUCAUUCAGUUAAAGUGUGAGAACCUAAAAGAAAAGUUGGAGCAGAUGGAUGCAGAGAAUAAAGAGCUUGAGAAGAAGCUGGACGACCAGGAGGAGUAUCUGAAGCGCAGCGACCUGGAGCUGAAGGAGAAGGCUGCAGAGUACACAGUGCUGUCCAGGCAGCUGGAAGCUGCUCUGGAAGAAGGGAGACAAAAGGUUUCUGAAGAAGUAGAGAAGAUGUCAUCUAGAGAGAGGGCUUUACAAAUUAAAAUAUUAGAUCUGGAAGCUGAGCUUAGAAAGAAAAACGAAGAACAAAACCAACUUGUUGGCCAAAUGAACAGUAAAGCCCAGCAUCAGGACAUAUGUUUGAAGGAAAUACAGCACAAUCUUGAGAAGUCAGAGAAUCAGAAUGAGAGCAUUAAGAAUUACUUGCAGUUUCUUCAGAUUUCCUAUGUAACGAUGUUUAGAUAAAUUGUUGAAUUUAUUGAUUGAUGAUUGUUACCAGUGUUAGAGUUUGUAUCUCAAGAUAUUUGAGACAUAAUUUAUUAUUUGAUUGAAACUUUAAGAGCUGAUAACUCUUAGUCUUCAUUUGUGGUAGAUAUUUUGCAUUGAACUCUGGUUUCAUUCUUUUUUAAAGAAAUAUUAAUUUUUAAAGUAUUUUUCUUUCUAUAUGCAAAAAUCAGAAUUAUUCUUAUGAACCAUUGAAGUAAACUUGUAAUGAAUUUAGGCCAGUUAUGAGCCAAAUACAUGAUUUUAAAUAAUGUAUUUACUUGUUUUAUAUUGUGAUGCCAUAUAAAUAAAAUAUUCAGAAAUGUUAUAACAUA
Molecule: messenger RNA, 8005 nt
Organism: Peromyscus leucopus (white-footed mouse)
Lineage: Eukaryota; Metazoa; Chordata; Mammalia; Rodentia; Cricetidae
Gene: Odf2l
Product: outer dense fiber of sperm tails 2 like
Exons: 16
Coding region: 5730-7652 (640 amino acids)
Biological process (GO): negative regulation of cilium assembly
Cellular component (GO): centrosome; ciliary basal body
Source: RefSeq, a predicted model, not a curated record